Messenger RNA from Batrachochytrium dendrobatidis JAM81, 1071 nucleotides. RefSeq lists its product as uncharacterized. NCBI's taxonomy places the organism in Eukaryota, Fungi, Chytridiomycota, Chytridiomycetes, Rhizophydiales. The transcript has a single exon. Bases 1 to 1071 code for a protein of 356 amino acids. The record is from RefSeq and is a predicted model, not a curated record.
AUGAAAUUAUCAGCUGCUGCAUUAACAUCAAUCCUGCUUGUUUGUUCAGUCACUGUUGCUAGUCCUGUUACUCCCAGUACGACUGCAAGUACAGAACAUAGUCUUUCAACAACUCUAUCUACUGCGACUACAAGUACUGAAUAUAGCCUUUCAACGACUCCGCCUACUGAUGCUAUAAAUAUUAGAUAUAUAUCUAUGCAAGUUGUUGAUCCAGAUGCUACACAUACAUUUGAGCUAGAUACAUUUACAGUCGAAAAUCAAAAUUUAAUCAGAAACUACUGUAAAAAAUAUAUACUAUACAUUAAAGCAAUGGAAAUUCGUGACUCGAAAAGAGAUAUGGUUACUACUCAAGAAAGAUAUGUAGCUCAGCUACGUGUAGAAUAUCAGCAGUUGAUACGUAGAUUUUAUAAAAAAUCCAAUGGUUCAAAGUAUAAAAGUGCACUUGAUGGCCUUAGAAUUGAGCUUGAAAACCUCAAUUCUGAACUUGUCAGUCUUGAAAAGCAAAAGUAUAUGCUCGAGUCGGAAUAUGAUACAGCAUUGUCAAGGAUGAGACGGGUAGAAAGAAAAAUCGCAUUACUUUUCUUUGAAAGAUUUACAAGAGCCUUGACAGUUAGGUUCCAUGUAAACUUUGGAUUAUCAUCCAUUACUAUUUCCCUUGGCUACGAAUUAUACGAGCUGAUAACGAGACAAUCGACAGAAUUCGCGAUUGAAUCUGCUAAUGAGAUUCAAAGUUCAUCACAGCAAGAAGUUCAAAAUUUGCCCCCAUCAUAUGAAAGUGCAAUGCAGAAUCAUGAACAGCAUGAGGUAGACUCGGAAGACUCUGAGAAUCAACCUCCAUCAUAUGACGAAGUACUCGAUAAUCCUGAAAAUUUUCCCAAGAUCCUGGAAAAUUCUGACAUUGCCACAUUAUCUGCAGAGCCGCUAACCGAGGAACCGUCAUCCGAGGAAACACAUAUACCUAUAGCUCAACCCGUUCGAGAAACUUCCAGUUUAGGGUGGUUAUUCCAAUAUGUGGAAACCCUUUUAAAUUUAAAAGUAAGGCAGCCCAGACGUGACGAUCCACCCAAUUGA